AUGGUUCAAGGGCAGACUGACACCGGCGAGAAGUACAAGCCCAGCGAGCACGGCGGUCGCCGCGAAGACGGCCAGCCUGACAAGCGCACCCAGCAAUCCCAAUUCGCCUACGGGAAGGUUGACCCUCAGAAGGCCGGUCAAGAAGGUGGGAGAGUUGGUGGUAUUGCCAGUGGGAAGCCUCAAGACGCCGGGGAUAAUUAA
Molecule: messenger RNA, 201 nt
Organism: Aspergillus clavatus NRRL 1
Lineage: Eukaryota; Fungi; Ascomycota; Eurotiomycetes; Eurotiales; Aspergillaceae
Exons: 2
Coding region: 1-201 (66 amino acids)
Source: RefSeq, a predicted model, not a curated record